Molecule: messenger RNA, 1440 nt
Organism: Laccaria bicolor S238N-H82
Lineage: Eukaryota; Fungi; Basidiomycota; Agaricomycetes; Agaricales; Hydnangiaceae
Exons: 10
Coding region: 1-1440 (479 amino acids)
Biological process (GO): protein phosphorylation
Molecular function (GO): protein serine/threonine kinase activity; ATP binding
Source: RefSeq, a predicted model, not a curated record
AUGGAUUUCUGUGGCACAGACACUGGUGAUGGCUGUGGUCGUUCUUUUCCGAACAAAUCAUCGCCCGGCCUUUGUGCAAAGUGCACCAAGCUCGCGAGCCUCACAGAAGGAUCACCCGAGUACGACCAGUGGAAGGGCUUCAAACAGUGUGAAUCUUGUGGAAUCGCUUGGAAACAUCUCGACACCUCCAAGUGUGGACAUUGUGUUAGGGAAUGGUGCCUAACCUUUCUGUUGUCGACCCACCACAACACCGUCGAGGUAUUGCGUGCUGCCCGAUCUCAUGCAAUGGAUGCUCGCUUGAGGAAGCAACCCGUAGCUCAGCAGCUCCAUACGACGGCUGGAUUGACAGCCGCUAAGAAUAGCAUGGCUGCAAUGAUGGAGAACAAGGUGUUCAUCACGGCUCAGUGUCGCAUCAAGAGUGCAUCAUUGAAAGACCAGAAGAAUACAGAUCCCACCUUCGGUCAGUGGGGAAAACCAUGGUCUCAAGGUGAAAUGGCACAGUUUUACGCCGCUCCCACUUCCGGCACCAAAAAAGCAGCCGGCACACAACCGCCACUAUUCAUGGCUCUCGAGUUGUACAUUGACCAGCCUAAGUUCAUGAUUCGACGACGUGCCAGACUCAAUCACAGCACUCUCAGAUUGCCAUCUACAAGUGUUGGCACUUCCGUUCGAAAGAGAAGCGCAACUACUACGGAGGCUAACGAUGUACCACUUUACAAGCGCCCUUCGACUCGUGAUGCAGCAAAUCUACAGCUAAUUGUGGGUGGUGCACUCGAAUCAACAUUUGUUCGAACAAAUCGCACCUAUGUGGCCAUCGACACAUCUGUUGUUCAGCUUAAGAAAGCUGUUACGACAUGUAAUGCAGAGACUGGUGAGGUCGAGAUAGCGUGGCCGGACAAUCUGGCGGCAUGCGGCGGCAUCCUUGGGAAGGAAAUUUUUGCGCAUGGUGCCACCAAAAAUGUGUACAAGUUGUCGAUUGGUUCUGACCUAUAUGUAGCAAAGAGAUUCUUUGACGUUGGUUCUGGUAGAGAAGUGACGGCGGAGGAGAAUACAGCUAAUCUAGAGAAUGAGCUGAUUCGUUUGAAAAUGGUUGGGUGGUUCCUUCAUAAAUUUAAAGCUCUUGCCAAGGAACACAGUGUAGAAUUCUCAUCAGGUAUCAUUGUUUCUGAAUGUUUUCUUGUUCACGAAAUUGGCACACCCUCUCCGGCUUCGUCACUUCCUUCUUUUGAAGAUGACUCUGCUGUCUGGCUUGUAGAGCCUCGUCGCACCAAGGCUGUUCGGAAGUACAGCGGAACACUGGUUCAUCCGAAUCGCCAAGACAAACUUGGACAGACACUGUCCGCGUUCGCCCACUUUCUAUAUGAAUACAGCAGAAAAGAGCUAGUUCUUGCGGACAUCCAAGGUCAUCUCACCGCUUCAUAUCCGCACAUACAAGACUAA